This is a messenger RNA of Tympanuchus pallidicinctus (lesser prairie-chicken), 1401 nucleotides long. RefSeq names its product aldo-keto reductase family 1 member D1 (gene AKR1D1). Gene Ontology annotation, molecular function: aldose reductase (NADPH) activity; ketosteroid monooxygenase activity; Delta4-3-oxosteroid 5beta-reductase activity. The record is from RefSeq and is a predicted model, not a curated record. Gene Ontology annotation, biological process: bile acid biosynthetic process. Bases 128 to 1282 code for a protein of 384 amino acids. Gene Ontology annotation, cellular component: cytosol. NCBI's taxonomy places the organism in Eukaryota, Metazoa, Chordata, Aves, Galliformes, Phasianidae. The transcript has 10 exons.
CGGCUGCAGAGAGCAGUUCGCACCUCGGGUCUCGCACGACAGCCGUCUGUACAGUGCGCUGCGGAGGGAUCCGCGGGGCGGCUGCGGAGGCGGCCCCGGGCUUGGGGAGGCUCUACCUGGCGGCAAGAUGAGUCUGACGGCCGAGAGCCACCGCGUCCCGCUGAGCGACGGGAACAGCAUCCCGCUGCUGGGGCUGGGCACCUACGCCGACCCCCAGAAAGGAAGGAAACGAGUAGUCUUGCCUACCAAUAAAUCCCAGCAAGAAAAAUCCAUCGUUGACUCCUGCUUUUCUCUCUUCUACUCUCCCACGUCCCUUCUCUUGAUGGUUUUGGGAGGGAAUCACAGUGGGACCAGUGAGUUUGGGCUGUCAAGACCCUCCAGAAGGCUCUACAAGACUCCCAAAGGCACUUGUUUGGAGUCAGUGAAGAUUGCCAUUGAUACCGGUUAUCGCCAUAUCGAUGGUGCCUUUGUCUAUUACAAUGAGCACGAAGUGGGACAAGCCAUCCGGGAGAAGAUUGCUGAAGGAAAGAUCAAGAGAGAAGACAUCUUCUAUUGUGGCAAGCUGUGGAACACCUGCCAUCCACCAGAGCUGGUACGUCCCACAUUGGAGAAAACCCUGAAGAUCCUGCAGCUGGAUUAUGUCGACCUCUACAUUAUUGAGCUGCCAAUGGCUUUCAAGCCUGGAGAUGCAAUCUACCCAAGAGAUGAAAAUGGAAAAUUUAUCUACCAUGAGACAAAUUUAUGUGCCACGUGGGAGGCUAUGGAAGCAUGUAAAGACGCAGGCUUGGCAAAGUCUAUUGGAGUAUCCAAUUUCAACCGCAGGCAGCUGGAGAUGAUCCUGAACAAGCCAGGACUUAAGCACAAGCCUGUCAGCAACCAGGUUGAAUGCCAUCCCUAUUUCACCCAACCCAAACUCUUAGAAUUUUGCAGGCAACAUGACAUUGUUAUUGUUGGAUACAGUCCAUUGGGAACCUCGAGGGAUGAAACAUGGGUAAAUGUGUCCUCCCCUCCCUUACUGGAGGAUCCCGUGCUGAAUGCCAUUGGCAAAAAGUACAGUAAGACAGCAGCGCAGGUUGCAUUGCGUUUCAGCAUCCAGCGAGGGGUGGUGGUCAUCCCAAAAAGCUUCAACCCCCAACGCAUCAGAGAGAAUUUUCAGAUCUUUGACUUCUCUCUCACUGAGAAAGAGAUGAAAGAAAUUGAAGCCCUGAACAAAAAUGUUCGUUAUGUGGAACUUUUAAUGUGGCGUGACCAUCCAGAAUAUCCCUUCAAUGAUGAAUACUGAAAACAAAGCGUCCAGGCAGGUUCCUAAUCCAACAUGAGAUUUGGCUGAAAGAGACCCAAUGUUUGGUGCUUCCUUUUUCUGGGAGACUGUUCAAAUCAGCAUUAAAACUAUGAAAUCUA